ACCCAACCGCGUUGUGACUUGUGGGCCCACCGUCCCCACCACCCGAGAGAGCUCCAGGUUUUCCCUCCCUUCUCCCACGCCGCAGCCCGGACGGCAGCGAUCGGUAGCAGCACGCGCCACCGGGACGCCGCACCGGAGCAGCGAGAAAGAGCGAGAGGGAUGGGGGACAACGAGGCGCGGGGGGACGAUUUCGAGAAGAAGGCCGAUCAGAAGCUCUCGGGCUGGAGCUUCUUCGGCAACAAGUACGAGGAUGCCGCCGACCACCUCGACAAGGCCGGCAACUUCUUCAAGCUCGCCAAGAACUGGAGAAGAGCAGCUGCAGUAUACAAAAGGAUUGCAGAUUGUCAUUUGCAGGGAGAUAGCAAGCAUGAGGCUGCCUCUGCUUAUGUUGAGGCUGCAAACUGCUACAAAAAGUUCUCACCACAAGAUGCUGCACAAGUACUUAACAAUGCCGUCAAUCUUUUCUUGGAAAUUGGAAGACUGAACAUGGCUGCAAGAUACAGCAAGGAUAUCGGUGAAAUCUAUCAGCAGGAACAAGAUUUAGAGAAUGCUGCAGUCUACCUGAGUCGGGCUGCUGAUCUUUUUGACAGUGAGGGACAAUCAUCUCAGGCAAAUAGCAUGACACAGAAAAUUGCAGAAAUAUAUGCUCAGCUGGAAAAGUACCAGAAGGCAACCGAGCUCUUUGAAGAAAUUGGUCGUAAAUCAAUAAACAAUAACCUUCUCAAGUACAGUGUCCGAGGAAUUCUACUUAAUGCAGGCAUUUGCCAACUAUGUAGAGGUGAUCCUGUUGCUAUAAAUAAUUCAUUGGAGCGCUAUCAGGACAUUGACCCAACCUUCUCAGGGACGCGCGAAUACAAGCUUUUGGCGGAUCUUGCAGCCUCUAUAGAUGAAGGAGACGUUGCCAAGUUUACUGACGCCGUAAAGGAGUUUGACAGCAUGACACGCCUGGAUCCUUGGAAAACAACUCUCCUUCUGAAGGUAAAGAACGAGCUAAAGAAAAAGGAGGAAGAAGACGAGGAUGAUCUAACCUAGGCUUUGCUCUACAAGAAGGUGACAGCAUCGCCGAUGCCGCCACCUGCCAAGUCCUCACCCGGGAUUACUGGUACCUGACAGUGGUAUAGAUGCACUAAACUUCAUGGAUGCUUGUGCUGUGGCCUGUGGAGGAGAGAGUUCAGAAUUUGCGUCAACCUGAGUAACUAACAUGUGGGUCAGGGUCAAAUUCUGAAAGGCUUGCGAAUUAAGACCCAAUUUCUAAAAUUUCUCCGCAGUGGACGCCUCUGUUUGGACCACCAUAUAUGGUUACUACCCAAUUCGCUGUCGCAUUACAACUCGACUCAGUAGCUCUUAGCCUCUUCUCUUACUGGGGUCGUGCUAUAUGUAUGCUCAUUAAUUAUUUCGUCCACUGCUGUUCAUGGUUACUGUCUGUUAUGUGCGUUCUGCUUCAGACUUUCUAGUAUAAAUGUACUAAAAUAAUAGGAAGGAGUUUGGAAUUGUUUUAAAUGUCCGGGUGCUGUUUGGACGUUGAA
Panicum virgatum (switchgrass) is the source of this 1526-nucleotide messenger RNA. Its product is annotated as alpha-soluble NSF attachment protein-like. NCBI's taxonomy places the organism in Eukaryota, Viridiplantae, Streptophyta, Magnoliopsida, Poales, Poaceae. Gene Ontology annotation, cellular component: vacuolar membrane; SNARE complex. The record is from RefSeq and is a predicted model, not a curated record. Gene Ontology annotation, biological process: intracellular protein transport; SNARE complex disassembly. Gene Ontology annotation, molecular function: soluble NSF attachment protein activity; syntaxin binding. The transcript is spliced from 9 exons. Bases 160 to 1032 code for a protein of 290 amino acids.